AGCUUUGGUUUAGACGGCGAAGUGGUGGCUGUGAGCCAACUUCCAGCCAUGAACAUAUUUCGAUUAGCGGGUGACAUGCUGCACCUGACCAGCAUCAUGCUGCUGUUGUGGAAGCUGCACAAAAGCAAGAGCUGCGUUGGGGUGUCCUGCCGCAUGCAGGAGAUGUAUGCCAUGGUCUUCGUUUUUCGAUAUCUCGACCUCUUGUGGAGCUUCAUCUCAGUGUACAACACCGUGAUGAAGGUGGUCUUCAUCACUGCCACGCUUUAUUUGAUCUACUUGAUGCGAGUGAAGCCGCCAAUCUCACAGACCUAUGAGAGGAGCACCGACAAGUUUCCCUAUGAGAUCUACCUGCUAGGGCCCUGCUUUGCGCUGGGCAUCCUCACCACAGAGGAGUAUGGUGUCGCAGAGAUCCUUUGGACGACCUCCAUUUGGCUGGAGAGUGUGGCCAUUGUGCCCCAGCUGGUCCUGCUGCAGCAGAUGAGAGAGGUGGAGAACUUGACCUCGCAGUUUGUUGCCACCAUGGGCGCGUACAGAGCCUUUUACAUAUUGAAUUGGAUCUACCGAUACUUUGCCGACGACUACGUGAAUUGGGUCGGCUGGAUUGGCGGCGUCGUGCAAACAGCGCUUUAUUGUGACUUUUUCUACUACUACGCCAGAAGCAAGUGGUACGGCGGAAAGCUUGUGCUGCCGGUGGCGACCUGAGUGCCAUGGUAUCACUUCCGGCUGGCCUUGCAAGUCAACCUCUGGCA
Molecule: messenger RNA, 749 nt
Organism: Effrenium voratum
Lineage: Eukaryota; Dinophyceae; Suessiales; Symbiodiniaceae
Source: the annotation of a GenBank genome assembly